Molecule: messenger RNA, 957 nt
Organism: Nymphaea colorata (pocket water lily)
Lineage: Eukaryota; Viridiplantae; Streptophyta; Magnoliopsida; Nymphaeales; Nymphaeaceae
Product: receptor kinase-like protein Xa21
Exons: 3
Coding region: 1-957 (318 amino acids)
Molecular function (GO): protein binding
Source: RefSeq, a predicted model, not a curated record
AUGGGAGUGAUACCCUUCAGUUUUAGAAACUUUGGAUCUCUUCUGUUAUUCAUCGUCUCAACGAACAAUCUCAAUGGUAGCAUUCCUGAGGAGAUCUUCCAACUCCCAAGCCUAAGUAUGUUUCUCAAUCUCUCUCAAAAUUCAUUCACUGGGAAACUGCCCGUCAGCAUUGGGAGUUUAGCUAAUGUUUCUGUCAUUGAGAUCUCUAGAAACCAUUUAUCUGGAGAAAUCCCUGAUUCAAUUCAAAAUUGCAAGAGCAUGCAGCGACUUCUUCUCAAUGGCAAUGCUCUGUCAGGUGGUAUUCCCAAGUCCCUUAGUCAGCUCAAGGGCCUCCAAUACCUGGACCUUUCAUCUAAUGAUCUCUCUGGUGCAAUUCCAGUACAGGUUGGACUACUUGAUGAUCUACAACUGUUGAAUCUCUCUUUCAAUAAUCUUGAAGGCAAAGUCCCAAACUCUGGUGUGUUCUUAGAAUUCAACAGAAUAGAUCUUGAAGGCAAUGACAGGGUCUGUGGGGGCCCCAGAGUUCUGAUGUUGCCAGUUUGCCAUUCUCAUGUUCAUUCAAAAAGGAUACUUGCUCUCAAACUUGCCAUUGCGCUUGCAAGUCUUGCAACCAUUUUUAUUCUUCUUUCCUGCGCUUGUUCGAAGAACCUUCUCGGCAGCGGCAGCUUUGGUUCUGUUUUCAGAGGUGUACUUGGGGAUGGAACUGCAGUUGCUACCAAGGUCAUUGAUCUGCAACGUCAUGGUGCUGCCACCAGUUUCGCUGCAGAAUGUGAAGCAUUACGAGGGAUUAAUUUCAAGAAUGAAGAUUUUAAGGCAUUGGUUUAUGAGUAUAUGGUUAAUGGGAACCUUGAGCAAUGGCUGUAUCCUGAUAGCAACCAUGGUAGAGGAGACAAACCGGCGUUUGGCCUUCUGUCAAGGUUAAAUAUUGCUAUCAAUGUUGCAUGCGCCCUGGAAUAA